GGGGAGGAGGCUCGGGAGGGUCCAGCAAAGAGCAAGGUGGACUGCGUAUCCGUACACUGGUAGAUGGAUCUCCUUACAUAUUUAGGAGGGGCGGUACCCCAGGGGGCCACGGGGGCAAAUUUCAUCAUCGCCAUUGACGAUUCCUGCCGCUUCUGGGACGAACCGCAGGACUGACUGACCAGUAGUCGUUCGCUUCUACUUCUACUUAGCACAGUACAUAUUCCGUACCCUGGCGUGCCUGGGACGACUAUAGCGUUCCAUCUCACUGACCACUCCCUACCGGACUCUGUGUGUCUCCCCUGACCACACCGCCACUUAUAUCUCAAGAACAACAGCAGCAGCAAGGCCCAUCCACGAGUCAACCAGACAACAACAAACACGACCAGCCCAAUGGUCGAAGAUAGCGUCGACCGGGCCAUCGAGGCGGCCGAGCGCGAUGCGUCGCGCCAGCGCCGGAGCGAGGAGAUCGAGCGGGUGCCCACACACUCGUCGACGUCGUCAUCGUCUUCUGAGAGAUCGCACCGCGGAAUCAGCAUGAACCGUGUCGAGACACAGCGGGACCUGGAGCGCCACCAGACCGAGCUGAGCCGCAUUCACACGCAGCGCAGCCAGCACAGUGGCACCGUUGGGAGGGAGAGGUCCAAGAGCAAGGAGUGGAAGAAGCCGCUGCCGGCAUUCGGCGCCGGCAAGCCGUACCCGCCACUGCUCCCCAACCAGGAGGACUAUGUCGUCGAGUUCGACGGGCCGGACGAUCCGCUGCAUGCCCAAAACUGGCCGCUGAGGAAGAAAAUCCCCACCGCCGUCAUGCUCGGCUUCACCACCAUGACGGCUGCUUUCGGCUCCAGCAUCUUCUCGUCCGCCACGGCAGCGGUCGGCGUCGAGUUCGGCGUCUCGUCCGAAGUCUCCCUGCUUGGCGUCUCCCUCUAUGUGCUCGGCUUCGCCACCGGGCCGACGCUGUGGGCGCCGCUGUCCGAGCUCAAGGGCCGGCGCCUGCCGCUGGUCGUGGCCAUGUUUGGCUUCUCCAUCUUCAACAUCAGCAACGCCGUGGCCAAGGAUCUGCAGACGGUGCUCAUCACGCGCUUCUUCGCCGGCUUCUUCGGCGCGUGCCCGCUGGCCGUCGUCGCCGCCGUCUUCUCGGACAUGUUCGACAACCGCACGCGCGGCAUCGCCAUCACCGUCUUCUCCAUGACCGUCUUCACCGGCCCGCUGCUGGCGCCCUUCAUCGGCGGCUUCAUCACGACGUCGCACCUCGGCUGGCGCUGGACCUCGUACAUCGUCUCCUUUAUGGGCUUCCUGGCCUUCGCGCUGGACUUCCUCUUCCUGGAGGAGACGUACCCGCCCACGAUCCUGGUCGCCAAGGCGUCGGAGCUGCGGCGGCGCACGCUCAACUGGGGCAUCCAUGCCAAGCAGGAGGAGAUCGAGGUCGACGUGCGCGAGCUCAUCAGCAAGAACUUUUCGCGGCCCAUGCGCCUGCUCUUCUUCGAGCCCAUCGUCACGCUGCUGUCCGUCUACAUGGCCUUCAUCUACGGCCUGCUGUACCUCUUCCUGACCGCCUACCCGUUCGUCUUCCAGGGCGUGCACGGCAUGUCGCCUGGCGUGGCGGGGCUGACCUUCUUCGGCAUGGUGCUGGGCCAGAUCAUCGCCGGCAUCACCGUGCUCCUGCAGCAGCCGUGGUACCAGCGCAAGCUGGCGGCUAACAACGGCGUGCCCGUCCCGGAGUGGCGCCUGCCUAGCGUCAUUGCCGGCGGCGUGGCCUUCGCCGCGGGGCUCUUCUGGUUCGGCUGGUCCGGCUACCGCGCCGACAUCCACUGGAUCGUGCCGACCUUGUCGGGCCUGCUCAGCGGCUUCGGCCUGGCCUCCAUCUUCCUGCAGGCGCUCAACUACCUGGUUGACGCCUACCUCAUGUUUGCCGCCUCCGCCAUCGCCGGCAACACCUUCCUGCGCUCGCUCGCCGGCGCCGGCUUCCCGCUCUUCUCCAGCUACAUGUUCAAGGGCAUGGGCAUCCAGUGGGCCUCGACCCUGCUGGGCUGCGUGGCCGCCGCCCUGGUGCCCAUCCCCAUCGUCUUCUACGUGUACGGCCACAAGAUCCGCGCCCGCAGCUCCUAUGCGCCGACGUUCCCGCCCCGGGGCAUGCCGGCGCCCGGGAGCGAGACCGCCGAGGAGGAUGGGGACGCAUCGAAUGAGAAGGAGGUCAUGGAGAAUGCCGCGAGCGCGAGCGUGCCCCGGUUAGAUCGGGAUGCGAGGAGCGCCGUUUGAUCGAGUAAUGCACUUCUGCCGUGCUGAGUGAGGAAGCGGCCGGUGACGUGGUGGGUUUUGGCUCUCGAAAAGAAGAAAGAAGAAAAGGCAAAAAAUUUUGCAUCCACAAGCACAUACUACUUACCAGCUAGGUAAGGUACAUGGGGUUUGU
Molecule: messenger RNA, 2407 nt
Organism: Chaetomium strumarium
Lineage: Eukaryota; Fungi; Ascomycota; Sordariomycetes; Sordariales; Chaetomiaceae
Product: major facilitator superfamily domain-containing protein
Exons: 2
Coding region: 391-2256 (621 amino acids)
Biological process (GO): transmembrane transport
Cellular component (GO): plasma membrane
Molecular function (GO): transmembrane transporter activity
Source: RefSeq, a predicted model, not a curated record